This is a messenger RNA of Eremothecium gossypii ATCC 10895, 966 nucleotides long. RefSeq names its product Imo32p (gene IMO32). The transcript has a single exon. NCBI's taxonomy places the organism in Eukaryota, Fungi, Ascomycota, Saccharomycetes, Saccharomycetales, Saccharomycetaceae. Gene Ontology annotation, cellular component: mitochondrion. The record is from RefSeq and is marked provisional. Bases 1 to 966 code for a protein of 321 amino acids.
AUGAACUCAUUACUGACACGUCUCCUCCCGGUAGGCCGCCCGGUCGCGCUUGGCACGGCCGCGCCGCGCGGCCGCGUGCUGUACAGCACGCGCCUGGCGGACCCAGAACUCGAGCGCAUCGAGACCGUCCCGCUGCAGGCCACGCGCCUGGCGGGCGAGCCCGCGCGCGCGGGCGCGCAGCCCGCCGCGCCCGUCGUGAUCUUGCACGGCCUGUUCGGCUCGCGCCGCAACAACCGCCGCCUCGCCCAGCUCCUCAACGGCCGCCUGGGCCGCGACGUCUACACGCUCGACCUGCGCAACCACGGCGCGUCACCCCGCACCCCGCGCCACGACUACCCCGCCAUGGUCGCAGACGUCGCGCGCUGGCUGCGCGAGAAUACCGGCCGCGCGGCCCCGGUCCUCGUCGGACACUCGAUGGGCGCCAAGGUCGCCAUGGGCCUCGCCCUGCGCCAGCCGCACCUGUGCUCCGCCCUGGUCUCCAUCGAGAACGCGCCGGUCGCCACGGUGCCCGAGCCGGAGUUCCCUCGCUACAUCGGCGCCCUCGAGCGCCUCGCCGCGCAGCCUGAGCUCUCUGCCGCGCAGGCGCAGCGCGCCCUCGCCGCCGUCGAGUCCGACCCCGACGUCCGCCUGUUCCUCCUCUCGCUCAUGGAGCACUACCGCGACCCCGCCUCAGGCAAGUUGCGCUACCGCCCGCGCAUCCCCCUGCGCACGCUCAAGGACGCCGUUGUCCGCGGCGCCAUCGCCGGCUGGGAGCUUUCCCCCGCGACCCACCGCUACACGGGCCCGGCGCUGUUCCUCCGCGGCACGCGCUCGAACUACGUCGCCGACGACUACCUACCUGCCGUCGGCAGCUACUUCCCGAACUUCGACGUCCGCGACGUUGCCGGCGGCCACUGGAUCAACAGCCAGCAGCCGCAGCUCUGCGCCGACCUCAUCGUAGACUUCCUCGGCCGCCGCGAUCUUUAG